Molecule: messenger RNA, 3651 nt
Organism: Dunckerocampus dactyliophorus (ringed pipefish)
Lineage: Eukaryota; Metazoa; Chordata; Actinopteri; Syngnathiformes; Syngnathidae
Gene: gpr27
Product: G protein-coupled receptor 27
Exons: 1
Coding region: 330-1481 (383 amino acids)
Biological process (GO): G protein-coupled receptor signaling pathway
Cellular component (GO): plasma membrane
Molecular function (GO): G protein-coupled receptor activity
Source: RefSeq, a predicted model, not a curated record
CAGUGCAAUGACAAGCUGCAAACAGACGUGACACCACCGCACCCCAACGAGCUUCCCACCCACCAAGCAGCCGUCGUCGACUGGGAUGCGUAAUUUGGAGUUUGCGCUAAUCCUCCUGUUUUCUUCUCCGCCGUCAUGUGCAGGAAUAUCUCAGCCCGCGAUGGGAUUACGGAAGAAAGAUAACCUCGUUUUGUUCCUAUUGGAUGCUUUUUGGUGAGAUGGAUAAGAAGAAAAAAAGGGUCGAUGGCGUUGUUUUGUUGAUGGAUGCUUCUGAGUGCGUGUGUUUGACUGUUGAAUGAAGAGGGUUGCUUUUGUUGUCUGAAGAGUGGAUGCGGGGGGGUGCACAGUACGCCGCCCCGGCUGCACACAUGGCGAACAGCAGCGCUUUAGAGAGCAGCCCGUCCUUCCACAACCAUGCGUCCACGGCCUCUGCGGUCAAGCUGGCCUCCUUGGGUCUGCUCAUGGGUGUCAGCCUCCUGGGCAACGCGUCGCUGUCGGCGCUGCUCCUAAAGGACAGCUCGCUGCACAAACCUCCCUACUUUUUCCUCCUGGAUCUGUGCCUGGCCGACGUGCUCCGCUCCGCCGUCUGUUUCCCCUUCGUGAUGGCUUCCAUCGGCAGCGGCUCGGCUUGGCCGUACAGCUCGCUCUGCUGCAAGCUCGUCGCCUUCACGUCGGCGCUGUUCACCUUCCACGUCGCCUUCCUGCUCUUCUGCGUCAGCAUCACUCGCUACAUGGCCAUCGCCCACCACAGGUUCUACUCCAAGCGGAUGAACGUGUGUACGUGCGUGGCGGUCAUCUGCAUGGUGUGGACGUUGUCCGCGGCCAUGGCUUUCCCUCCGGUGUUCGACGUGGGCACGUACCGCUUCAUACCGGAGGAGGAGCAGUGCACCUUCGAGCACCGAUACGUGAAGGCAAACGACACGCUGGGCUUCAUGUUGAUGCUGGUCGUCACCGUGGGGACCACCCACGCCGUUUACUGUAAGAUGCUGUGCUUCGUUUACAAUCACCGCAAAAUGAAACCCACCCAGCUGGUCCCGGCCAUCAGCCAGAACUGGACCUUCCACGGGCCCGGAGCUACCGGGCAGGCCGCCGCCAACUGGAUCGCAGGCUUCGGCAGAGGACCCACGCCGCCGACUCUGGUGGGCGUCAGGCAAGCGGCUCACGCCGGAAACAGGCGGCUUCUGGUCCUGGAUGAGUUUAAGAUGGAGAAACGGAUCGGGAAGAUGUACUACAUGAUCACACUGACCUUUGGCGUCCUUUGGGCGCCUUACAUCAGCACCUGCUACAUGAGGGUGUUCAUGCAUGGGGCCCCCGUCCCACAGCUCUACUUGUCAGCAGCUGUGUGGAUGACGUUUGCUCAGGCUGGCGCAAACCCCAUCGUCAGCUUCCUGUUCAACAAGGAGCUCCGGAUGCGCCUCAGAGGCUGCCUGCCUUGCUGCCUGGGCACCCGGACCCCCAUGGAGCCAUUCUGCGUCAUCUGAACCGUGCAUAAGGUCCAAACAAGUUGUCAUCAUUGUGGCAGAAUGCAUGAAGCUAUGACUUAACUCACUAUUUGAAUUUGGCAAAAUGUUUACUUUCUCAAAAAGAUACACCUGCAUGUAAAGUGACUAUUUUUACUACAGUAGAUCCCUGCUGGUCACGAAAUACUGUAAAUAAUGGACGCACCCACAAAAAGCCAUAAAAAUGCCUAUUUUAGAUACUCAAAACCCUAAAAAAUACCUCUCGCUCUUAUGAAAUGCAUUUUAAAUGAUAAAAAGUGCAGGUCGUCGCCACUCUAAGUAAAGACAGUGUCAGAUAUUGCAGAGACGGAUAUACAGUCAUCCUUGGCAACAUCACAGUUUUUCAGAAAUGAAUGAAUCUGUUUGGCGGUAGGCUGCGGUCCAUUCCUGGUCAAACACACUGAAAUACAAGUGAUAUGUAGCAUUCUGGUUACUAGGCGGCAGUAAUGACACUACAUUGAGACAUUAGCUUACAUUGAAGCCAGGAAGUCAGCCGUGGCAUGUUUGACAUGAUAGAGUGACAAAAAGUUCUCCUCCCAUUCCAUGUGGAAGUGGUACGUUUUUGCCGUCUUGUUUAGAAGAAACAAAUUCAAGGCUAGCUGGUUGUCUCCAGUCCCUGCAGCAUAAGCGUUGCCAAUGUGUUGUAAACAAUGACUAACAGGAGUGUAAAGGUGGCUAUGGGGGUGCUAUUUCAUGCCUUCAGGGCUCAAAUAAUGUUAAAAAACGGAUUUAGAAAGUCGCAAAGAGGGUUUCUAUGCGCUAACUAUGAAAAUAUUCCAUUUAAUAACAUAGAAUCCUACUUAUUGCCAAAGUGUGAAAACAAUAUAUACAUAAAUGCACAUAACAAUACCAGCAAAACAACAACAACAAAGCCAAUCAGCAGGAGGUACAGGUAAAAAUGAAACCUCACAGUAAUAUUGUCAUCUUCAAAUAAAACAUCAUCAAGUCAAUUUAAUAACCAAACCCCCCUACCACCAUCUCCUUCCUGUGUUUGUACAGAUAUCUGCUGCCGAUGUUUUGUUGCCACCUGCUGGUAACACUUUUGUUAGCGCUUGUCAUUCCAAACGUGCUGUAUGCUGUGUUAUUAUGCUAAUGUGCUUUGCUUUAUGAUAAAUAUUGUUACAAAUAAGCACCGACAGAUCUGUGAAAACAAACAUGUCCUCUUUUGGAGCUGCGUGGGUGUUCCCAGUCCGCAGUAGGCUGGGAUCUACUGUAUUGUUGUCCUUUCAGCCCAAACAAAUGAAUGAAUGUCACAUUUGGACGUAGCAUCGAGGCCGCUUGCUUCCUUCACAUUUAAGGACAUUUUUUCCCAGCUGAGCUGACUGAGCAUUUCUGGAUCUAAGACGCCAAAUAUUUGGAUUUUCCCAAAUAAGCUUUGCUCAGACGCGACCAAAUUUUUGUCAAGGACGUCAACAUUUGUAUAUAAUGUGUAACCUUUUGUUAAACUUUGGCUUUGGGAAAUAUCAUGUUUUACAAAACUGUCUGUUGUAUCAUUGCCUUUAACCCACAAGAACCUAUGCUGUCACUCAUUCAGGCCCUGACUUUAAAGCCAUUUAACAAUUCUAAUGCUUUAAUAGGGUGUCAAAUAUACACUUCAUCUCUUUCUACAUUAUUUAUUGAAUGAACUGACACAAAAUAAGCUAGGAAAAUGUGGCUAGCUUUAAAAUAGCUACAGAAAGCCUGACGUGGUGUGCAUACCCCACCCUUUUCCUUUAAGCAGAAAUAAGUGUGGGUUCCGAUGGGUUAAAUGCGUUUUGCACAUUUGAUUUGUGAGUGGAUGGAAGCUGGUGACAUUCCCAAGUCUUUCUUUUGAUAUGAAUAAGGACACUCAGACAACCUGGUGCUAUUUCAGAGAAGAAUGGUUGAACUGUUUGUAUUUCUUUGCAAAUAAAUAAGAAACUGAUUAUACAGUCAACGGUUUGGGCUCUGGUUCCACAUCAAGUAGCGUGCUACUUAUUUUUGGGGGAGUUUUGCCCAUCAUUCGCAAUCCUUAUGUGAAACAUGAACACAUAUUUCUUUCCCUUCUCUGUGCGUUCUACUUGAAGACUUGUGCUCCAGUCCCCAGGUAAGAAAUGCUGACAGCAAACCAGCAUCUUGUUGAGUCUUCGUAGCGAAAUUGAGAACUAGUAGUAUCCACUCUUCCGUCUCUCCC